AUGAAAUUUGGACAAUUAGUUGUUGGCCCAGCUGGUAGUGGUAAAUCAACAUAUUGUUAUGCUAUACAACAACACAUGAAAACAUCAGGAAAAAAUUGUUUUGUUAUUAAUUUAGAUCCAGCAGCAGAAGAAUUUAAAUAUGAUUGUCAUUUAGAUAUAAGAGAAUUAAUUAGUCUUGAUGAUGUUCAGGAGGAUGAAGAAUUGGCACUUGGACCAAAUGGAGGAUUAAUAUUUUGUAUGGAAUACCUUAUGAAUAAUUUAGAUUGGUUGGAGGAAGCUAUAGAUGCUGCUGAGGAUGAUUAUUUUCUUUUUGAUUGUCCUGGACAAAUUGAAUUGUAUAGUCAUUUACCAGUAAUGCCAAAAAUAAUUGAAAAACCAAAUAAAUUUAUUUCUGGUGCUUUAACUACUUUAUCUACCAUGGUUUCUUUUGAAUUACCAGCUAUAAAUAUACUUACAAAACAGGAUCUUUUAACAGCUGAAGAAAAGGAGGUUAUUGACGAUUUUUUAGAAAACAAUGUUAAUAGUAUUAUUGAUAGUGGAAAAUAUACAAAAUGGGAUUUGAAAUAUAAAAAAUUAACUGAAGCCAUAGCAGGUGUUUUGGAUGAUUAUUCUUUAGUCAGGUUUCAACCGUUAAAUAUUAAGGAUGAAGAAUCGAUAGACGAUUUGUUGUUAGUAAUAAAUAAUAAUAUUCAAUAUGAUGAAAAUUUGGAAGUUAAAGAUAGAUAUCCGGAAGAUGACGAUCCUCUUGAUGGGUAUUAA
Molecule: messenger RNA, 759 nt
Organism: Strongyloides ratti
Lineage: Eukaryota; Metazoa; Nematoda; Chromadorea; Rhabditida; Strongyloididae
Product: GPN-loop GTPase 3
Exons: 4
Coding region: 1-759 (252 amino acids)
Molecular function (GO): GTPase activity
Source: RefSeq, a predicted model, not a curated record